AAGGAAAUAUUCCACUUCAGUAUUAAUGCUACAGAUAUGCUGUGCGACGUCAUUUACCAACCUACGGGAAACAUCCCGUCCUACUUGUUAUGUUUGCUUGUGUGUGGCUUUAUUUCGUAAAGAACUCUAUUAGCUACAGAUUCUGGCUUCCAGAUGAAGCCGGAAGCCCGUUUCUUUUCUCUCCAACUUGACGGACUUCCUCCUCAGCUCAGCUCCAGUUUUGUCUCCGGGAUGCUGAGCAGGAGGGCGGGGCCGUGUUUCCUUGCAGUGCCCUCCCGUAGAGUGAGGUAGCAAGACGGACGAGACAGAGCGGACACAGGGAAGUAGAGCAAAUGUCAGUGCGGUUCGUUUUCAAUAAAGUCGUGAAAAUCUCUAGCAGUAUAUUUUAGAAGCACAAUGGAUUUACUUAACAAUCCAAUCUAAGGUCAACAGCAUUGAAGUCAUCCGUGCAUCCUGACACACGGACAUCUUGUUUCUCUCUCAUCAGGACACCGUAGUGAAAUAUUGGUCUUUCUUUUCGGAUACUGUGUCGUAGUGGGACUCUCCGAACCUCACCAUGGCGUGGCCGUGUAUCAGCAGGGCGUGCUGCAUGGCCCGCUUCUGGAACCAGCUGGACAAGGCUGACAUUGCGGUGCCUUUGGUUUUCACUAAGUACACGGACGUCUCUGAGAUGCAGCACAUCCAGCUGCAGCCGCCGCUCCACCCUCCCCAGGCCCGGGUCGCCAUAGAAACGCAGCCUUCUCGCGCAGAAACCCGCAUCACGACCGCGCCACGCGCGCCGCGACGGUGCGUGUCUGAGGAGCGUGUAUCCAGCUCGGUGAUGCGCGAAGACUUUAAGCACUGGAAAGUGCGACCCGAACCGAGUUGUAAACCUAAGAAUGAGUACCACGAACCGGAAACACCGUUCAACAGCAAGACCCAGUACCAGAAGGACUUCAAGGCCUGGCCCAUCCCCAAAAGGUACGAUCAUCCCUGGAUACCUAAACCGCCUCAAACCACCUCAGUCGGCGACGACAGGUCCAGGCACGUGACGCUGACAGAUGCGGACAGCGGCGUGGAGAAGAGCGCUAUUGCUGACAAGGUGCAGGAGAAAGACCUCCUCCAUGGCCAAGAGAGGAAAAAGCGGUCCGGUAGACAGGAGGGGCCGAAGAAAGUUGUCCUGAAGGUGGAAGGAGAGGGCCGAGGGAGAGCGGCGGCAGAUGCUGUAAACAGGCAGAUCAGAGAGGAGAUUACAGCCGGAAGCUCAUACAAAACGGAAUUUCAGGCUUACAGAGAUGUGAGACCGGCAAAGAUGAUCCGGGCCAAGUCCCAGUACCUGCCACCGGAUGAGAAGACCAGCCUAGAGACCAGCUACAACGCCACCUUCAAGGGUCAAGCCCCACUGCAGCCUGCUGACAACAAGGCCCUAGAGAGGAGGAGGAUACGCAGUUUAUACAGUGAACCUUACAUAGACCCCAGCAAACAGGUGGACAGGUAUAGUGUCCCUCGCUCUAAACGCAAAAAGCCUGGAGCCACAGCGGCAGGCCAAGCCAAGCCCAUGAAGAAAGCCAAAGAUAAGCAGAGUGCUGCACUGAGGGGCUCCAGGAAGGCGACCUCGGAGAACCAGCCUGAGAACCGACUGAUGGUGGGGGACAAGGAGAAAAGUAAAGAGAUGAACAACAAACUGGCUGAGGCAAAAGAGGUUGUGCUAAAACAGUACCACUACAUACAACUCUGCCAGCCAAUCCGAGAUAUUGGCUGGGUCCAGACUCUAAAGCAACACCUGUGGGGCUGUGCACUACCCAAUCCCAGAGAUGCUAAUGAAGAGGUUCUCCGACCCAGUUAUCAUCAUUCCCAGGGUGCUGCUGGAGGAGAACCACAACCACCACUGGAAAGCCCCGAACCUCGGAGGAGCAGCGGAGUCGUACGCUUUGCUCUAGAUGUGAACCAGACUGAGUAGUUGUGCGCCAUAAAGAAUAAGGCAGCUUCACAUUUAUAUGGAGACUGUUGCUCUAUAAUGUAAAUAUCUAGUAUUUCAGCUGAAUUAGGAGGUGAACAUUCCUCUGUCCGUGAGGAAGCCCACAUAUGUGAAACAUGCAUGUUUGAAAGAGUUUUUGGCUCAAAGGUCCCAACUGUUUGACCCAUGGCAUUAUUGCAAAGGUGCUACAUCAUUUUAUGGUUUCAUGCAUUUUAUUUUAAUGGAGUAUGUCAAUAUUGUUAGAAAUACCACACCAUAAAGUGCUUAUACAACGGUUACAAAAACUGAAAUGUACAUCAGUUUUAGUGUUAAUAAAUGAACAUAACUUGCAGAUUGCCAUACUGUAUUUUAAUCUUUGUUGUAUGAUAGGAAGUGAUGUAGACUUCAGCAUGUGGCUUACAGUAGAAGCACAAGAGUCCUAAAUCUAGAUACAAAGUGACACAUGAAGUUUAAAUGUGUAACGAGGAUGUGAAGUCUUCCUUCACUUGGUAAGUUUCUGUUUCACCAUAAAUCUGAGUUUAACACACAUACAUAUGUACGUUCAGGGUUUUGUAAUCUCACAAAUCAUUUGGAAGCCAGUUGAUGUCCGGUAUGCAACUUACAAGUAUAGUGUGGCAGCUCGAACCCUUCAGUGUGCAUAUAUGCUGAGAAUGGACUUUUCAGUGAAGUAGGAGACCUCUUGUAAAAAUGGAAUUUUAAGAGCAAAGUUAUUUAACCUUUUUGUGGACAAACCAUAUCAGAUGUAGAUUAAUAUUCAGAAUAUUUUUAUAUGU
Molecule: messenger RNA, 2730 nt
Organism: Monopterus albus (swamp eel)
Lineage: Eukaryota; Metazoa; Chordata; Actinopteri; Synbranchiformes; Synbranchidae
Gene: map6a
Product: microtubule-associated protein 6a
Exons: 5
Coding region: 557-1939 (460 amino acids)
Biological process (GO): cytoskeleton-dependent intracellular transport; microtubule cytoskeleton organization; regulation of microtubule cytoskeleton organization
Cellular component (GO): Golgi-associated vesicle; microtubule; cis-Golgi network
Molecular function (GO): microtubule binding; calmodulin binding
Source: RefSeq, a predicted model, not a curated record